Prunus armeniaca (apricot) is the source of this 273-nucleotide messenger RNA. The record is from the annotation of a GenBank genome assembly. NCBI's taxonomy places the organism in Eukaryota, Viridiplantae, Streptophyta, Magnoliopsida, Rosales, Rosaceae.
AUGCAGAGUAAUCGUAAGGAUUCAUGUAAAAACAGUCUUUAUAGGACAAUUAGCUCUGAUAACCUUUCAUUUUCCCCAUCAGAGUUGCCUGCUAAGCCUAAAAUUGAUACCCAGUCUGGGAAUUCUAAAGGGAGAGGUUUUGAAAGUUUGAGAGGCUUGAAGGAUGUAGAUGGUAGUGGGAGAGCCAUGAAGCUUUCUAGACCGGAGAGAAUUCUCCGUGAAAAGGGUGAGUCAUGUGCCUACCAUGUGACAUUUAAACGGAAAAUUGGAUGA